AUGCAGGACCCCUCAGCAGCGGUGGCCGCACUGCCACCUAGUGUCCUGGAUGCUGUCGUAUCAGGUCUCAGCGGCGUCGCAGGCGGCACGGCUGGCGCCGCGCCUCUCGGCGGCUUUGGGGGCGCCUUCGCCGCCCUGCUGAAUGCAGCGCAGGUCGCAGAGGUGUCCCCUCCUUCCUUCCCAGCCCCCGAAGCCGCCACGGCGCAGCCUACCCACGCCUCAGCGGCCUGGCCUGCGGCCCCGCCAGCCACCGCCGCCGCAGCCCCGCCAACCGCAGACCACGCCGGCGCUAGCGGCCUACUCCCCGCCCCCUCCGGCCGCCGCAAACGCUCCAGCGGCAGCGCGGCGGCCCACUCCGCGCCGUGGGACGGGCCGCGCGCCGCGCAGGGGCCUGGAGGCAGCAGCUUCGGCGGCGCGGCGGGGUCGAGCGGCGGCGGCGGCGGCGGCGGCGGUGCUGACGAGGACGAGUCAAUGGAGCAAGAGCCCUCUGAAGACACAGCGCCCCGGAGGACCAAG
Molecule: messenger RNA, 516 nt
Organism: Monoraphidium neglectum
Lineage: Eukaryota; Viridiplantae; Chlorophyta; Chlorophyceae; Sphaeropleales; Selenastraceae
Exons: 1
Source: RefSeq, a predicted model, not a curated record